Messenger RNA from Naegleria lovaniensis, 1977 nucleotides. RefSeq lists its product as uncharacterized. The record is from RefSeq and is a predicted model, not a curated record. The coding region runs from base 1 to 1977 and encodes 658 amino acids. NCBI's taxonomy places the organism in Eukaryota, Heterolobosea, Eutetramitea, Acrasida, Naegleriidae. The transcript is spliced from 2 exons.
AUGUCCUUGAGUUAUGUGCCAACAACAUCGCAAGACGAAUCACUCUCCAUGAGCCCUAACCACCUUCAUCAUGACGCAACCAAUACCAAUAACAACAACAAUCAUUCUCCUUCCAUUCCUUCUCUUUCCGAAUUUCCAAAUCAGGAAAUACAACAAUCACUACACACCAACACGGAUUCAGAAUUCGAUUCUUCUUACGCCACAAACACUCCUCGUGAAAUUCGAGAAAUUUACAAAAAUUCCACCUCUCAUCACUAUGAACAAUUCCAUUCGCAAUUUUUAACAAUUUUUGAAUGGUAUCAUCGACAUCGGAAUUUACUUUUAGAAGGAGAUAAAUUAGAAAUUUUACAUGCAUUGUUAUUUAUUUUGAUUUUUAGUGUUGGAUGUUUUGUAGGUGCAUUGAUGUUGGCACCGUUCUAUUCCAUGAUUUUUGAAUUUCACAAAAAUACUAAAAAUAGUGUUGAUGUGACGUACCGUGCAUUGAGGCAGAAUUUACCUACAAUGACACAAGAGUUUGUUUCUCGUUCGAUAUUGGAUGUGGUAAAAUCUGGAGCUGUGAAAAUGAAUUUGGAUCAUACUCUGUAUGCUGGAAUUUCAACAGAAAGAGAUGAUGAACAAUUAAUUCAUUUGGAUAAAGAUAUUCAAAAGAUGGAAGGAGAAGAGAGAGGAGAACGAACACGAGUACCUGAAUUUAGAGAAAAAUUGCCUAAAAGUAAUAUAUUUUUCAAGUAUUUCAUUUCCAAUGCAAGACCAGUCAAAUUAGCUGGUUCCAAAGUAUUACCAAAAUCCAUUUGGAAAUGUUUCAAAACUGGAUGGGAUGACACUUUUCUCUCAAAAAUUUCAAAACGAUCGUUUUACACAGUUUCACACAAAUCUCACAAACAAUCUGCUGCGUCCAUCCGAACCAAUAUCUUUCCAUUGUUACAUCAAAUUGGUGAAGAAUUUCCAUUCAAAUCUCAUCAAGAAAGUGACACUUCGUCACAAAGUUUAAAACGAGAUGAAAUGAUUCAGUUGGCAUUUCAAGAAAGAAAUCGUGACAAACGUUCUCAAAAUUCUGAAGAAAAUAAUGAACAAGAUUCUCAUUUGGUGUCGUAUGAAUCGUUGUUGUCCAAAGAAGAUUCAAAAAUUGAACGUGUCAUUUCUCUUCAACACAUGAUUGACGAUUUAUUAACAGAUGCUGAACUACAAGUCGAAAAUGUGUUACAACAUCCAAAAUUGACAUUUGACUGGAAACAAAGUACAUGGCAAGCACUCAUGAAUCAUUAUUUAGAUUAUGAAAAAUUGAGAACCAAUUACGUACCAGGAGGAUUUAUGAUUCCUUAUCAAAAAAUUUAUAUUCAAAAUUUUGUGACAUCUUCUCCACAGGAUUUGAAAAUUGAAAAGUUUUUGAAAUCUAGUUUUCCCAUAGCUCCUUCUUUCCUCAAUGACACUCUUCAUUUACGAUCCAUUUCUAUGCGAUUGUCCUAUUCGGAUGAUGUUUUGAAAAAUAAUUUCGUCUUGCCCAUGUAUCAGCUCAAUAAGGAAAGUUUAUUCAUUCAAGUGAAAGGAAAAACGAAAAUGAUGCUAUUUGAUCCGUUUCAUAACCAAAUGAUGGAACCUAGAGCGAAAAUUAUGGAUUGGAAAAUUGAAAAUGACAAGGUCGAUGGUCGUCUCGUGUAUAGUUCGCUGGAUCCAUUUAAUCUUAUUGAAAAUGAAAAAAAGUCGUUCCUGUCAGAUGCUAUUGCCUUAACUGUGGAAGUAGAUCAACAUGAAGUGUUGUACGUUCCUGCUUUUUGGUGGAUCUUGGAAGUUGGUAUCCAUUCAAAGACUGAAGAAAAUAUUAAUUUAAUGCUGCGACAAGAAUUUGAAACUCACCAUGCCAUGUUGAAUGUCUUUAUGAAUGGAUUGUUGAGACAUGUUCAAGAACAAGAUGAAGAGCAAGCCCUAUUAGUGGAAACACAAAAACGACCUGUAAAACUACCAUCGAUGGAUGUUUGA